UAAUUAUGGGUACUAUCCGGGCAAAAAAUGGCACCUGAGAAAAUUGUGAUUUGUAAUAAUAAGUCCUAGAAGAACAGGGUUUAGGGUUUUCUGCAGAAUUUUGAUCCAAACUGGCAUAACACAAAGGUGAGUUCAGUUAAUUACAACACUCAAAUGUCUCAAUUUCUCAUUAAAAUCAUUUCUCAACCCAAACUCUAUUCUUGUAUCAGCAAUCCAUGGCCAUGGCAUUCUUUGAGACUAUCCUCAACCCUUUCUUCUUCUUCUUCUUCAAGUUCCAGAGGCAAUUCUUUCAUUGUCUCAUACCUCGUCGGAACUUGUGGGUUCUCACCAGAACGCGCAGUUUACAUUUCCAAGCGCUUCAGCUUCGAAACAAGCGAUAAACCAGAUGCAGUGAUUUCGUUCAUCAAGAAUAUCGGUCUCUCCCAAACGACGACGUUGAGAGUCAUCCAAUCUCUGCCCCAAUUACUCGUAGCAAACCCUAAAACUCUUCAGCCAAAAAUCGAUUUUUUCAAGUCCAAAGGGUUUUCCUCCUCUGACAUAUGCAGGAUCAUAGAAGGCUGCCCUUCAAUCCUCACCCGAAGCUUGCAGAAUGAAAUCGCUCCCUCCUUCGAUUGCUUCGACGCCAUGUUUCAGUCUAGGCACAAGCUCAUAAAGGCUGCUACCGGUUAUUCUGCUAUGCUGUAUGAUUUUGCAAGGUUUACAGAACCUAAUAUAAAGCUUCUUAGAGAUGAAGGAGUUGCUGAAUCACAUAUUGUUAGGUUAAUUCAGUACUACCCCAACCAAUUGAAGAAUAGCCCUAAGAAGUUUAAGGAGGCAUUGCAAGAAGUUAAGGAGAUGAAGUUUGAUCCCUUGACGUUUCAAUUUAUUGUGGCUAUUCACGUGAAGACAAAAAUAGGAAAAUCCACAUGGGAAAGAAAGGAAGGAAUUUAUAGAAAGUGGGGUUGGACCGAUGCCGAUAUUAUCACAGCUUUCAGACGCUGUCCGUGGUGCUUCGCCAGCUCCGACAACAAGAUUGAAGCAGUCAUGGAUUUUUUGGUGAAUCGAUUGGGUUAUGCAUCUUCUUCUGUUGUUAAGUAUCCGUUGAUAUUGUCCAUGAGUUUGAAAAGGAGAAUCAUUCCAAGGGGUUCUAUUUUUCUGGUUUUGCAGUCUAAGGGUCUGGUGAGGAAGCUGGGCUUGGCUUCAGUGUUUAGGAUUAAUGAAAAGACCUUCUUGAGUGCGCUUUGAUUUUUUGGUGCAAUCAUUCAUUGAUUAUGUUUCUUAAGGAAGAUAUCCAUUGUUGUAUAAAAUAGGAAGUUGCAAGUUUAGUCUGUACCAUUGAUAUAAGACAUUCUCAUUUUUUUCAUCCGAUUGGUUGUUUAAGAAUUCCAUCUAAGUAAUAAUUAAUUCUUAUAUA
This is a messenger RNA of Arachis duranensis, 1393 nucleotides long. RefSeq lists its product as uncharacterized. Gene Ontology annotation, cellular component: chloroplast. Gene Ontology annotation, molecular function: double-stranded DNA binding. The transcript is spliced from 2 exons. NCBI's taxonomy places the organism in Eukaryota, Viridiplantae, Streptophyta, Magnoliopsida, Fabales, Fabaceae. The record is from RefSeq and is a predicted model, not a curated record. The coding region runs from base 154 to 1224 and encodes 356 amino acids. Gene Ontology annotation, biological process: regulation of DNA-templated transcription; chloroplast organization.